Messenger RNA from Aureobasidium melanogenum CBS 110374, 711 nucleotides. RefSeq lists its product as uncharacterized. The coding region runs from base 1 to 711 and encodes 236 amino acids. NCBI's taxonomy places the organism in Eukaryota, Fungi, Ascomycota, Dothideomycetes, Dothideales, Saccotheciaceae. The transcript is spliced from 3 exons. The record is from RefSeq and is a predicted model, not a curated record. Gene Ontology annotation, molecular function: protein binding.
AUGUUGUCCACCACCACUCUCGCCCUGGGCAGAGAAUACAAGCAAGCCUCAAGCCUGGCUUUACUCAAAAAGAUGUGGGAAAAUCGCGAGCAAGGCGACGUCGACUUCCGCAUCAAGUGCAACGGAUGCGCUUGGAAAGUUCAUCGUUCAGUCCUGGCUGCAAACAGCGAGUACUUUGCAGAGCUCUUCUCUGCUCCUCAGCCCAAGGGCACUUAUCUCACCAUGAUCGAGCUCGAGCGCUGCCACGAUGACAGCGAUGCAGGUCGCAUUGACCGCUACGAUCCCAAGUACAUCGAAGAAGUCAUCCACUUCUUCUACAAGUUCAGCAUCUCUCAACGCGUCACGCAGUUGCCUGCAUACGAGCGUCUCUGCUUCCUCGCCAAAGUCCACCGCACCGCUACCCAGUUCCGCGCUCCUGACGUGGUGAAGGCCUUGACCGCCAUCAUGGGCGACUGUCUUCCUCAAUUCAACGGCAACAAACAGCAGGUCAGUGGUCCCUUCUUGAACGAUUUUGCCAAGCUUUGCCGCUGGGUCUUCGACCAGCCAGACUUCCCUGGUCAUGUUUGGCAGCUGAAGCUGUACCUCAUCGAGUACUUGAAGGCACACAUCGCCUUCUUGCUUCAGUCGAAGGAGAUGUGUGAGAUGCUGCGUGACUGCAUCUUUGGUGGUCUGAACAGUGAAGACAUGGUCAGCGAGUCUGUCACCAACUAG